Molecule: messenger RNA, 3945 nt
Organism: Acanthochromis polyacanthus (spiny chromis)
Lineage: Eukaryota; Metazoa; Chordata; Actinopteri; Pomacentridae
Gene: alox5a
Product: arachidonate 5-lipoxygenase a
Exons: 14
Coding region: 728-2752 (674 amino acids)
Biological process (GO): linoleic acid metabolic process; lipid oxidation
Cellular component (GO): nuclear envelope
Molecular function (GO): iron ion binding; arachidonate 5-lipoxygenase activity; protein binding
Source: RefSeq, a predicted model, not a curated record
AGCAGAAACAACUGGAUUUUCCAUUUUCCACUUAGGGUUUCACACAUACAUAUCCUUAUGAAUGCUUCUGUGAAACUACAGAGGGACUUUGACACAUUUGCAUUUAUUUCACUGAAAGUGGAAUACACUGGCUGUUGUUGUCCAGUGGCAUGUACUAAUUUGACUGGUAAAUGUGAUGUGUAAAAGAUAUUCCUGGAUUCAUUUAUACAUCAUCAGUUGAAUAUAGUUACAGUCCAACUUAACACUGUUAUUCUUUUUUUUUGUCUACAGUACAUGAAUUUAUUCCAUUGUGCGUUUUUGUGCUUCCUGUUGUUUGCAGACAAAAAAAGAAUAAUUUGAUAUCACCUUCUGAAACUAGACACCUUCUCCUUCGCCCACAUUUACUUUUGUAUCCCCUCUGAUAACGCAUCGAGGAAGGACAGCUGUAUUGUAUUCUGACCUCAUUUGCACUCUAAGGGUGGAGAUUGUCACAUCACAGAGAGACCUGAGUUUGUUCUACCACCUCCCUCUUCUGUCUGAUUGCACACUGUGUUUGAGUAAGAGAUGUGUACAUCAGUGGACGAAAUACAGUCUUGAGCAAGAAGAAGAAACUUAACUUUGCUUUAGAAAAAAACUCUUGAGGUGAACUUUUAGUUGGUGGUAGUAGAGCUGCAUUUUUGCAGAUUUCUUCAUCUUCAGAGGGUGUUUGGACAUUUUUGAAGAGUCUUCUUCAUCCUGGGCGAUCGCCAUGCCUUCGUAUACGGUGACAAUUGCCACAGGGAACCAGUGGUUCGCAGGGACAGACGACUAUAUCUACAUUACACUGGUGGGCACAGAGCAAUGCAGCGAGAGAACGCUGCUGGACAAGCCUCUGUACAAUGACUUUGAGAGGGGAGCGGUGGACUCGUAUAGCGUGAGGGUUGAGGAGAACCUGGGCGACAUCGUGUUGGUGAAGAUCGAGAAGAGGAAAUACUGGAUGCAGGAUGACUGGUACUGCAGGUACAUCACAGUCAAGACCCCCUCUGGAGACUACGUGGAGUUCCCCUGCUUCCGCUGGCUGGUGGAUGACAAGGAAGUGGUGCUGCGGGACGGACGAGCUCACCUCCCUCAGGAUGAUAAGACCAGCCUGGUCAAGCAGCACCGGCAAAAGGAGCUGGAAACGAGGAGAAGAACUUACAGGUGGAAGGAGUGGCAGCCGGGCUUUCCUAUGAGCAUAGAUGCCAGCAGACACAAGGACUUGCCCCGAGACAUCCAGUUUGACAGUGAGAAAGGAGUGGACUUCGUCCUGAACUACAGUAAAGCGAUAGAAAACUUGUUCGUGAACCAGUUCAUGCACAUGUUCCAGUCCUCCUGGAAUGACUUCGCUGACUUUGAGAGAAUCUUUGUGAGAAUCACAAACACAAUCUCAGAGUAUGUGAUGCAGCACUGGAAAGAGGACUUCAUGUUUGGAUACCAGUUUCUAAAUGGCUGCAACCCUGUCGUGAUCCAAAAGUGCACCAAACUUCCUGACAAGUUUCCUGUCACUCAUGAGAUGGUUUCUGUCAGUCUGGAGAGGGAGCUGACCCUGGAGCAGGAAAUAGAGGCAGGUAACGUCUACAUAGUGGACUACAAGGUGUUAGACGGCAUCACUCCGAACGGCACCGACCCCUGCACGCUGCAGUACCUGGCAGCUCCAAUCUGUCUGCUGUACAACAACACCCAGAACAAGAUCCUGCCCAUAGCCAUACAGCUUGGCCAGACUCCAGGUGAAGACAACCCGAUCUUCCUGCCCACUGACGGUGAGUAUGACUGGCUGCUGGCAAAGAUCUGGGUCCGCUCGGCCGACUUCCAGCACCACCAGACCAUCACACACCUGCUCAGGACGCAUCUGAUCACAGAGAUGUUUGCUGUCGCCAUGUACCGGCAGCUUCCUGCUGUUCACCCUGUGUAUAAGCUUCUCAUCCCACACAUUCGCUUUACCAUCGCGAUCAACACCAAGGCCCGAGAGCAGCUCAUCUGUGAGUGUGGCAUCUUUGACAAGGCCAAUGCAACAGGUGGAGGCGGUCACGUCCAGCUGGUCCAGAAGGGCGUGAAGUCUCUGACCUUCAGGUCUCUGUGCUUCCCUGAUAUGAUAAAGAUCCGCGGUGCGGACAGCAAAGAGGACCUGCCGACCUACUUCUACAGGGAUGACGGCUACAAGGUGUGGGAGGCUACAAAGAGCUUUGUGUCUGACGUGGUGUGUAUUUACUACACCAGUGAUGAGACGGUCCAGGCAGACGAAGAAAUUCAGGCCUUCGUUAAAGACGUGUGCAGCUUCGGUAUGCAGGACUUCGAUCAGUGUGAAUUUCCCAAGUCUGUGAAAUCGCGCGAGGAGCUGAUAGAGUACCUGACGGUCAUCGUGUUCACUGCUUCCUCCCAGCAUGCAGCUGUCAACUUUGGACAGUAUGACUGGUGCUCCUGGAUCCCCAACGCUCCCUCCACCAUGCGGAAGCCACCGCCCAACCGGAAAGGUUUGGCAGACGUGAACUUGAUCAUCGAGAGCCUCCCCGAUCGCGGACGCUCCAGCUGGCACCUGGGGGCUGUCUGGGCUCUUAGCCAGUACCAGGAGAACGAGCUGUACCUGGGCAUGUAUCCUGAUGAGCACUUUAUAGAGAAACCAGUGAAGGAGGCCAUGGAGAAGUUCAGGAAGCAGCUCGCAGAGAUAACCAGCUCCAUCAAGAAGAGGAAUGAAGGAAAGAAGCUGCCAUACUACAACAUGUCCCCCGACAAAAUCCCAAACAGUGUUGCUGUGUGAGGAAUGAAUCUUACUUCUACAACGGAAACGAUCAUGCCGGUAGUUUUGCAAAAAAAACGAUUCUAAAAGUCCCAAAUAUGCUGUUAGAAAUUUCUUUGACACCUAAGUGCAUGAUUGUGACAUCUCUACAGAAGUGUUUUUUAAAAUUUUGUACAUAUUUUUGUUGCUUUUGUGUGCUCCAACAACAUGGUGCUUCCUUAUUCAGGUAACUAAGAGCUGUUACUAAAGGAUACUGAGGAAGCUUUCAGAUCUUUUAUGGAAGAAAAAUGAAUAAAAUCACAUGCCAAAAAUGCUUUGCUAGAGGCAAAAAGUGAAUCAAAAAUUAAGUGAAAGUGUGUAAGUUUAAUCUGGAACAUGUACUUUAGUAUAAAGAGUAAAAGUAAUUCUGCUCGUGUAUUCGUGUAAAAGCAGGAUUUUAUUGCUGGAGCUGCUUCAGGUUGAGUUCAUUUUGAAAUAUUUUGGAUGUUCUUUUCAUUAUGAAUUAAUCUGCUGAUUAUUUUCUCCAUUAAUUGACUAAUUGUUUGGAUUACCCAGAGCCCAAAGUGACACAUUCACAGUGUUUUUUGUUCCUCCAGAUUUUUAGAAAUAUAAAAAUAAUUAAGAAGCAAAAGCUGCAAAUUUGUCAAGCUGGAACCAUGAAAUGUUUUUGUUUGACAAAAGAUUUAAAUGAUUAACAGAAUAUUUGGAAAUUACUUUCCUGUCAGUCAGCUGGCGGAGUAACUGUUUCAGCUGUUUUUGUAGAAAUUGAAUUUGAAUUUAAUUUUUUAAAAAUCCUUCAUGUUUCAUAGGUUCUUUUGUGUGCAGAAAUCUGAGUAACUAAAGCUGUCAGAUAAAUGCAGUGAAGUAAAAAGUACAAUAUUUUCCUCUGAGAUGUGGUGAGUAAAAGUUAAAACUAAGUACCUAAAAGAAAAGUACAGUACUUGAGUAAAUGUACUACACCAUAGUGGACAAUCUUGAGGAUCAGCAAGGGGUAGACUGAUUGUUUUUGCAGAAUAAAUAGAAUUCUGAUUAUGAAAAAAGUUGCUUAGUGUCUUUUAGGUGCAACAAGCAUCCAUUGGCAUGUGUAAAUGCCAGCUAAAAAAAAAAGCUGUUUUUGUCACAUAUGCAAGUGAAAAUGUAUUAAAAUGUUACCUGGCCUGUCAUUUCUACCUGAUCCUUCAUUAAACAAUAAAACAGAUCUAUAUUUGACAAUA